AUGCUCAAACAUUUUAGUGUUUUCACUACAGCGGCCCCGGUGCCCAUGAAUAUUCCCGAUCACAGCGAGAUUCGACUAACAUUCCAAUUGAGCAGCGGUGCCGUGCCAACUUCGAGUCAGCAGGAGCACUUCGUGUCUCGGCUUGCUUCAUCCAGUCAUGUGGAUCAACGCCGUUUUGUGAAUGCUGCAUCUGCCGCUGCGACCGCGAAUUCUUCAGAAAUAUCACUCAUUCUACGUCCGCCAUUCCUCCUUUCACAAAUGACAAAUGGUUAUGCUGUGCAAGCUAUUCAGCGAGCUGUCCACAUCGACAGUGGAUUCAAGGCCUACGACUCCGUGGCUGUAGUCAAAUCAGCCUACACGGUCAUCAAUAGAACACUAAACGGAGAUGGAAAUGCUCGUAAAGUGAUAAUGACUAUUGAUCGUUCCUUCCAAACCGUCGUCGGAAAUGACACCGCAGUCAUGGCCAGCAAAUGGACGGAAUCGAUGGCGAACAUGCUUCGGAUCUCAAUUUACAGAUUUAAAAACGCUCGGAUCUAUAUGGGUGCAGUCUGGAAAAUUCAGACUAUUUGCACAUAA
Cylicostephanus goldi is the source of this 576-nucleotide messenger RNA. Lineage: Eukaryota; Metazoa; Nematoda; Chromadorea; Rhabditida; Strongylidae. The record is from the annotation of a GenBank genome assembly.